Messenger RNA from Ectocarpus siliculosus, 1160 nucleotides. The record is from the annotation of a GenBank genome assembly. NCBI's taxonomy places the organism in Eukaryota, Phaeophyceae, Ectocarpales, Ectocarpaceae.
AUGUUCGGCGAGGAGGCGCUGGCGAAUGGGGGCAUCUUCGCCACAGCCGCCUCGCAGCAGCAGGAGCCGGCGCCGGAAGGGGAAGCGCUGUCAUCCAACGCGGACGGCGCCGCGAAGUCGAAGCCAACAGUAGCCGAGGGGAACUGGGCGAGAGGGUGGAGGGGCAAUCCCCUGCUCCUGUUCCCGGAGGGCACCACCUCCAACGGCAGCUGCCUGCUGCGCUUCAAGACGGGUGUGUUCGCGGGCGGCGUGCCCGUUCACCCGGUGACGGUCAAGUACGAGGCCCGCCGAUUCUCCCCGGCUUUCGAAAGCAUCUACUUCCCCGUGCACGCCUUCCGCUCGCUCGCGGAACCGGCGCACCACGUUACCGUGGAGUACCUUCCCCGCUUCGUUCCCACCCCGGAGCAGAGGGCCGACCGGACGCUGUACGCCAAGGCCGUGCAACGGGUCUUCUGCGAGGCCAUGGACCUGCCGGCCGUGGAGGCCGGUUACGCGGAGAAGACGCUGUACCACACCUACCUGCGGAAGCAGUUCCAGGGGCACCCGUGGGGCCGCCUGGCGCUCCUGCUCCCGGCCCCCGACCGCCACAAGGCCAAGCUCCUGGGAAGCAGGGCUGGAUGCCGGGCGGGGGAAGGCGGCGACCGGGGGCCUUCGGCCGAGGGCACGGGUGGUGGUGGUGGUGGCGAUGUUGGGCAUGAAGCGGCAUGUUCUGCGGCGGUAGGCCCGGACGAUAGCAGUAUAGGGGAUGGCGUCGGCGGACAGAGCUCAAUACGAAGACGCACGGGGAAGGCUUGAGAUGGCUGCGCAUGUAUAAUAGUUUUUUUCAGAAGUUAUAGUACCGUAAACUUUUUUUGCGGUCGUGCCGUACCGUAUGGGGUUUAGCAUGGGGUUUAGCCGUGACUUGGUAGAGGUAGAGCGGGGGUUUUCCACCGUCUUGGUGGAUAAGGUUUGAUAGACUCGUUUUCUCAGCUGGUUGUGGGAACAAAGCACAGCGUGCGAUGAAAGUUUCGAUCUUGAUGUAGGUUUGCGGCAAGCGGUCGCACACUGCGACGUGUUACUUUGUACCUCGUGUUUGACCAAUCGUGGGAAACGUUUCUUUGCAGAGUUGAAGCUUGGCACUCGGCCCUUUCAUUCUGUCACAAGCCUGUGUGGAUGUCAAC